CAACCGAACAUGCAAGAAAAAUGGGAGAUAGCCACCACCAAGCUGCAACAUCGUCAAGAUUGGGGAUAAGGCACACUGAAGGUGAGAUCGUUGAGGUCCAAGGAGGUCGCAUUGUUCGGUCAACUGGAAGAAAAGACCGUCACAGCAAAGUUUGUACUGCCAAAGGUCCACGAGACCGGCGUGUUCGUCUCUCAGCUCACACCGCUAUUCAGUUCUACGACGUCCAGGACCGCCUUGGCUACGACCGUCCUAGCAAAGCUGUGGAUUGGCUUAUCAAAAAAGCCAAAUCUGCCAUUGACGAACUCGCUGAACUACCUCCUUGGAACCCAGAAACUUUAACUGCAACUACUUCAGCUUCAAAACCAAAUAACCAAGAAGACCAAAACACAACAACAGCAACAGACAAUGAUAAAGCCUAUCAGUUUCACAUCCACCACAGUGGAGACCUGGUGGAAAACCUUGCUGUUGGGUCUGGUACUCGUAGAAGAACCGCUACAAUAAUGGGAAACGAAGUUCAAAGUCUUCAGCAACAAGAAAUGGGAGAUAAUCCGAAUAAUAAUUCGGGUUUUCUUCCAUCUUAUUUAGUUUCUGAUGAGAUAGCGGAUACAAUUAAGUCUUUUUUUCCAUUGGGAGCUUCAAGUGAGACGCCGUCUUCUUCUAUACAGUUUCAGAAUUAUCCACCAGAUUUAUUGUCCAGGACCAGCAGCCAAAGUCAAGAUCUGCGGCUUUCGCUUCAGUCAUUUCCGGAGCCAAUUCUUUUGCACCACCACCGUCAAGCUGCUACAGCUCAGGCACACCAUAGUGAACCUGUUUUAUUCUCUGGAACCAGCCCAUUAACCGGUUUUGAUGGGUCUUCUUCUGGAUGGGAGCACCACCACCAACAUCCGCCGGAGAUUGGAAGGUUUCAGAGAUUGGUUGCCUGGAAUAGUAGUGGUGGUGGUGCUGAUACUGGUAGUGGUAGUGGCGUUGGCGGUGGUGCUGGUGGCGAUAGCGGUGGAGUCGGAGGAUUUCUCUUUGGCACUCCAUCACCACAGCCACUGCCAACGGCUUUUGGCCAAAACAGCCAGUUGUUUUCUCAGAGGGGACCCCUUCAGUCCAGUAACACGCCCUUGGUUCGUGCUUCGAUAGACCAGCCAAUUUCCACAACCGACGAACACCAACACCAUCAUCAUCAUCAACAUCACCGUCAAAUCCCACAUAACAUCCAUCAUCAAGCUGCUUUAUCUGGCAUUGGAUUCACCACGUCUGGUGUAUUCUCUGGAUUUCGCGUUCCAGCACGAAUUCAGGGCGAAGAAGAGGAGCACGACGGUAUUGCCAAUAAGCUGUCCUCUGCUUCCUCUGAUUCUCACCAUUGAUCGAGUAAAUUGGAGAAAAGCCAAAGUCUUUACCCUCCAUCAGUGGUCUUUCAGGAUUAGUUGAUUGUGGACUGUGAAGUCGACGAGGAGAUGUUAUGAUGGAUUCAAGACCAGUUUGAGGGAAGAUUUUGAUUAGUUUGAAUCAAUGGCCUAUGCCGUGGGAAUAAGAAAUCUGGGUGGAUUUCAGGUUAUUUGAUCCCCGGUUUGUUUAGUUUCUAUCAUUUGAUUGUGUUGUAGCUUUAAUUCUGCAUUUGAGUGGGCUCUUAGAGCUCAACUAUGGUUUCUCUUUUUUGUUGAACUUGUCAUGUGUUUCAUGUUUUACUAAACUUUUGUCUGUGAUGUUUGUUUGGUUGCUACUGUUUUCUACAGUUACUAUUGAGAUGCAAACCUAGUUUGUUCUAA
This is a messenger RNA of Durio zibethinus, 1757 nucleotides long. Lineage: Eukaryota; Viridiplantae; Streptophyta; Magnoliopsida; Malvales; Malvaceae. The record is from RefSeq and is a predicted model, not a curated record.